Messenger RNA from Rotaria sp. Silwood2, 717 nucleotides. Lineage: Eukaryota; Metazoa; Rotifera; Eurotatoria; Philodinida; Philodinidae. The record is from the annotation of a GenBank genome assembly.
AUGAAGAUAUUCUUCACAAUUCUUUUCGUCUAUGUUUGCCUCGUCGUACAAGUGGCAUCUUUGACUUAUUUUUGUGAUCAUUCAGCACCAUGUGGAUGUUCACGCAAUGAUGCUAUACUAAACAAAAUUGUCGGCGGUGAAGAAGCAAUAUCUUCUAGUUGGGGUUGGGCUGUAUCUUUGCGAGAUGAUGGAGAUAAUCAUAUUUGUGGUGGUGCUAUUAUAUCGCCGAAAUAUGUGGUCACUGCAGCCCAUUGUGUGUCUGAUCAAAAUAGUUUGUCCACGGGUAUGUCAGUAGCAGUUGGUAUGAAUCGACUGAGUGAAUCAGACACAGUUGGUCAAGUGCGUAAAGUUGCAGAAAUUAUUCAACAUCCAAGAUACGACGACAGCACACAUACUAAUGAUAUUGCUGUCCUACGUCUUAAUUCUUCGUUAGAUCUUUCAAUAUCUGCAUCGAUUGUUCGUCUUUGUUUGCCUCGGAUAAAUGUAACAAGUGACAUAGGCAAGUAUCCUCCAGAUUCAACACCAUUGAUUGCGAUCGGAUGGGGAACAUUGUUUUUUGGAUCGCAAAAUCUUCCAAAUCAAUUGCAACAAGUUACUGUCAACGAAGUGCCUACAAAUGAUUUUACAUGUUCGAUUUAUAAUUCACAAUUACAAUUUUGUGCAGGAGUAAAUGGUGGUGGGAAAGGUAAUCUUUUUUUGAAAUUACUUGAAACGUAA